AUAUGUAGUGACUGUGGUAAAAAAUACAAGUCCAGUGGAGGAUACCGAAGACACAGAAAUGCCAAACACAGUGAUCAGCCCCAACCAGUGUCUCUGACACCGAGCAUUCUUGCUGAAAUUGUGAAUGAUGCCUUGCAAAAAGUUAAAGAAAACAAAGUAUUCAGUGUUGACUUGCGGAAGGAAUUUAAACGCUAUGAAUAUAAACAGCCCAAUGAAACUGAGGGAUUUUGUGUGUUUAAAACACUGUAUGAUGGAUACUUGAAAAAUGGAGACACUGAAAAGUUUUAUGGAAAAUAUUAUUCUCAGGUUCCAUUGAAAUCUACAACCUUUUUCAGAGGGUUAUCCAGAAAUGCAGCUACAUUGCUAGCAAUUAAAGUGGCCGACAACAUGGUAGCACAUGGCAAGCAUGCAAAGUCAUCUCCUGACAACAGCGUCCUUCCAUCUAAAACAGUCUUAUCAAACAAAGAGACAGCGGGGUUGCAGUAUUUGGGAGGAUACGUAUUGCACAAUCUUCACAAAAAGUGUGCAAAAAUGUCUUCAAGUGAAAGUCAGCAGGCAAUGGCUAUACUCAAGGCUGGAAAAUUGGAGGAGGGCUGUGAUUCCCAAAAGCUGGUUUCCACACUGAGCCGCGGUGGUCUCUGGUCCAUAACAGAGCCUGCACAAAAGAUCUUUAUUCUAUCUAUCAUUAUUUCAGACAGUCAACUUUAAAAUCUGCUAAUAGUAUGCAAAUUGUGGACAUAACUGGGAUAGCUCAGAAGUCAUUAACAGAUAAUGAUGUGGUUGCAAACUACCAAACCAUGGUCUCAAAUGCUGAACUAGUUCCCACUAAAAAUGUCAGUAAAGAUGUCCUGUACAGUAUUGUAAAUUUGUACAUCAGGGUUCGCUCAUUCUCUUUAGCCAAGGAUAUUAUACAAGACUUCAAAAUUAAAGCAAAGCAGGCUAAAAGCAAGGCUCUUCGGAAAGAAAUCCAAAGAAGUUGUGACCAGCAAACUCGAGAGAGGCAAAACUAG
Molecule: messenger RNA, 1010 nt
Organism: Pocillopora meandrina
Lineage: Eukaryota; Metazoa; Cnidaria; Anthozoa; Scleractinia; Pocilloporidae
Source: the annotation of a GenBank genome assembly